Urocitellus parryii (Arctic ground squirrel) is the source of this 1329-nucleotide messenger RNA. It is a transcript of the gene Tfap2e, whose product is annotated as transcription factor AP-2 epsilon. Gene Ontology annotation, biological process: regulation of cell population proliferation; anatomical structure development; regulation of transcription by RNA polymerase II. The record is from RefSeq and is a predicted model, not a curated record. Lineage: Eukaryota; Metazoa; Chordata; Mammalia; Rodentia; Sciuridae. Gene Ontology annotation, cellular component: nucleus. Gene Ontology annotation, molecular function: RNA polymerase II transcription regulatory region sequence-specific DNA binding; DNA-binding transcription factor activity, RNA polymerase II-specific.
AUGCUGGUGCAUACUUACUCCGCCAUGGAGCGCCCCGACGGGCUCGGCGCAGCGGCUGGCGGGGCCCGUCUGUCGUCUCUGCCCCAGGCAGCCUACGGACCSGCGCCGCCGCUCUGCCACACGCCGGCGGCCGCAGCUGCCGCCGACUUCCAGCCGCCCUACUUCCCGCCGCCCUACCCGCAGCCUCCACUGCCCUACGGCCAGGCGCCCGACGCCGCCGCCGCCUUUCCCCACCUGGCCGGGGACCCAUACGGCGGCCUGACGCCCCUGGCGCAGCCACAACCUCCGCAGGCUGCCUGGGCCGCGCCCCGCACUGCCGCCCGCGCCCACGACGAGCCGCCCGGCUUGCUGGCGCCGCCCGCCCGCGCUCUGAGUCUMGACCCGCGCCGUGACUACGCCGCCGCAGUGCCCCGGCUACUGCACAGCCUGGCCGACGGUGCGCACGGCCUAGCUGAGGCGCCCCUGGGCCUUCCCGGGCUGGCGGCGCCACCUGGCCUGGAAGAUCUGCAGGCCAUGGAUGAGCCGGGAAUGAACCUCCUGGACCAGUCUGUGAUAAAGAAAGUCCCCAUCCCCUCCAAAGCCAGCAGCCUUUCGGCCCUCUCAUUGGCCAAAGACAGCCUGGUUGGCAGCAUCACCAACCCCAGUGAGGUCUUCUGCUCCGUGCCUGGACGGCUUUCAUUGCUCAGCUCAACAUCCAAGUACAAGGUGACCGUGGGGGAAGUACAGCGGCGACUCUCACCUCCUGAGUGCCUCAACGCCUCCCUCCUGGGGGGCGUCCUCCGCAGAGCCAAGUCCAAGAAUGGGGGUCGAUGUCUACGGGAAAGGCUAGAGAAGAUUGGGCUCAACCUGCCAGCUGGCCGUCGGAAGGCUGCCAAUGUGACACUGCUGACCUCACUGGUGGAGGGAGAGGCUGUGCACCUGGCUCGAGACUUUGGCUACGUCUGUGAGACUGAGUUCCCAGCCAAAGCAGCCGCUGAGUACCUGUGCCGACAGCACGCUGACCCCGGGGAACUGCACAGCCGCAAGAGCAUGCUGCUGGCCGCCAAGCAGAUCUGCAAGGAGUUUGCCGACUUGAUGGCUCAGGAUCGCUCCCCAUUGGGCAACAGCCGCCCAGCACUCAUCCUCGAGCCUGGAGUGCAGAGUUGCCUGACACACUUUAGCCUCAUCACCCACGGCUUUGGAGGGCCUGCCAUCUGUGCUGCCCUCACCGCCUUCCAGAACUACCUGCUGGAGUCACUCAAGGGACUGGACAAGAUGUUUCUAACCAGUGCAGGCAGUGGGCAUGGUGAAACCAAGGCUUCAGAGAAGGAUGCCAAACAUCGGAAAUAA